Molecule: messenger RNA, 1874 nt
Organism: Salvia splendens (bonfire salvia)
Lineage: Eukaryota; Viridiplantae; Streptophyta; Magnoliopsida; Lamiales; Lamiaceae
Product: rust resistance kinase Lr10
Exons: 3
Coding region: 491-1837 (448 amino acids)
Biological process (GO): protein phosphorylation
Molecular function (GO): protein kinase activity; ATP binding
Source: RefSeq, a predicted model, not a curated record
UACAAAACUUAAUCACUGAAUCUUGAAAAGGAGUUAGUUUAAGUAAGAUGAAGAUGAUCUAUGGAAAGUAGCAAGCAAAUCAAACAUAUUUCACAGAGAAUCCAAACUAGACAUGAAAAUUUUCCUCCUUACCUUCAUUUCCAUUUUCCACCUUGCACUAAGCCAAAAUGAGUGUCUCCCAGCAACAUGUGGCCCUUAUGCGCCUCUUGCCCGUUUCCCGUUCUGGAUAAAAGGUCGGCAACCAGCGCAUUGUGGGGGUUCGGAUUAUCAUGCAACGGAAGCAGAGCAGAUCUUGAUCUACUAUUCCCGGUGACAGCAUCAGCCACAAAUGUCAUGCUUCCAUUAAACAUGACAGUUGCAGUUUGGGAUAUCGAUUACAAAGCACAAAAGAUGCUGGUUAACUAUGUCCGGCCUCGCUCCUGCCUCCCAGAGAAGCUUCCCACUGUAAACUCUUCAGCUUCUCCAAUAUUCGAGGCAGAGGCAAUAGGAUAUGGUGAAGGAUCAACUCUAUUCAAUUGCUCCAACACAGGGAACUAUGAGGCAGUUGCUUGUCUUAGCCAGCCGCCGUUACAAAGUUAUUGAGUUUGGUUCUAUUUAUGACAUCACAUCCUUGCCCCCGUACUCGUCUUGUUUCAAGAUGUACAGCAUUUCAUACGUUCUAGACCGCGCAUUGACUGGAGGAGACGAUGAAUCUGGAUCUCGUUUUUAUCUCAAAUGGAGCAGGCCUUCUUGUGAUAAGUGUGAAGCACAAGGGGAUUAUUGUAGGUUGCAAAAUAGUUCUGCUGCAGAAGAAACUGAAUGCUUCACCCCUCAACAUGCUACAACAGGUGCAUCAACAAACCACAAACCACUUGCUGCAGGGAUUACAGCAGGGGUAAUACUCCUGGCAUUUACUGCGAUCGCCUCGUUAUUCAUCUUUAAGGCGGUGAAGAGAAGGAGAAAAGCAAACCAAAGGAUAGAAAAUUCUGUGAAAAAUCACAAGGAUAUGAGGCCAAGAAGAUACAGUUAUGCAGAUGUGAAGAGACUCACAAAUAAUUUCAAAGAGAAACUCAGCCAUGAAGCACUGCACAAAGGAAAGCUCUCAGAUGGAACUCCUGUCGCUGUCAAAGUGCUCGAUGCCUCUCAGCAAGACGAUGAGGCCUUCAUCACUGAAGUGGAGAUAAUAGGUGGGAUGCAACGUGUAAACAUCCUUCAAUUGAUUGGAUACUGCAUAGAUAGACGCAGAAGAGCUCUCAUCUAUGAGUUCAUGCAAGGUGGAACACUUGCUGACAUGGUUUUAUCUCGAGAAAACCAAAACCACACAGUUGGUUUGGAGAAGCAACAUCAGAUUGCACUAGGCAUAGCCAAAGGAGUUGAGUAUGUUCACCAUGAAUCAGCCCAGAAAUUCCUCAACUUGGUUUUGAAUCCUCGGAGUAUCUUGCUAGACCACAACUUCAACCCCAAAAUCAUAGUGUCUACGACGUCUGCUGAUGAAAGGACAUCACAAUAUACUGCUCCUGAGUUAUUCUCGUCUUCAUCAAACAUCAUACCACAGAAAGCAUAUGCUUAUGGUUUUGGCAUGCUGUUGCUGGAUAUGGUAGGCACAAGUGUGAGUACUUAUAGCCAUGGAGACGACAUCAGUGAUGCCCGCUUUCCAGAAUGGUUGUUUAAGGAGGAGAGAGAAGAAGAGAAAUUGAACGAAUCAGUGAAAAAAUUGUUGAUUGUUUGGGUAUGGUGUAUUCAGUGGUUUCCAUCCGAUCGUCCAUCCAUGAAAGCAGUGAUCGAAAUGCUUCAACAGCAAACCAUGCCUGCUAAUGCUAUGCCUCAAUGUCCUUUUCAUCUCAACACCCAAAAUUGAAUUACUUAUUUACAUUAUGCCUCAUUGUAUAUGUAUA